GUUUUCUUGCUCUUGUAAGUUAUUAUUAUAAUAAUCACUUUCCUUUUUAAUCGAUUUGUUCUUGUUUCUGCUUUUCUUGGUGUGAUUUAUGGUUGCUCAAGCUCAUUAUGCGUUCUGGGUUUUGUCUUUUAUGGAUGCUCAAAGCUGUUAAGGCCAUGAAAAUUCCCAUUUUAGUCUAAUUUGGGAGCUGGGUUUUUCUGGGUUCUAAGUGUAAUUAUUGUUUUGUUCUGAUUCUGGAGUGUAUUGGUUUUAUCGGGUCUUGUAAUCUCUCGCAUAUGGAAUGAAAUUUUUGUGAGUUUCAGAAUCUCAGAAGUUGGUUUCUUGAUAUGCCACCACAGCACUGAUAAGGUGGAGCUUUAUAUUGAAAGAGAAUAAGAGUAAAUUUUUGUGCUUUCUAUAUUUGGAAUUCCUUAAUUGGCAUUUCUCUUUAAUGCGUAUGGUUAUUCUGUGUUGUGAAAAUAUUACAGUGAGGAAUUUGGUGCUUUACUUUGGUGUCUUUGGAUUUGGGAUUCUUUUUACUUUCGCUUAAUUUUUGAAAACAAGAUCAUAAAUUUGAUUAUUUGGAAUAGAUUCGUUGCUCUGGUUUGGGAUUUGGUGCCAAUGGUUUUAUUUGCUCCAUAGUUAAUAAAACCAUUGGUGACAUAUCAUAGGCUAGGGAUUGUGCUUUCAAAGUUUAGAGCAUCCUCUUUGUUCUUAAGGUUUUAGAAAUAUUUCUUGAGAGGGGAUGCAGCGAGUUCGAUUGUCCUCAGAACAAGCACCUGUGCACAAACUAGGGGAUUCUCAAAUGACACUAUCCCCAAAGUUUAGGUUAGCUGUGAUACCACCUUCUUUCUUGAACCCUUCGGCAGAGUUAGAAUUGUCUAUGAGGGGAGAACCCUUAAUUCCAGGCCUUCCAGAUGAUGUUGCACUAAACUGUCUACUUCGUCUUCCGGUCAAGAGUCACUCAUCUUGCAAAGUUGUUUGCAAAAGAUGGCAUCUCCUUCUUGGGAGGAAAGAACGAUUUUUCACUCGAAGAAAAGAAUUAGGCUUCAAAGAUCCUUGGCUCUUUGUUUUUGCCUUCCACAAGUGCACUGGAAAGAUUCAGUGGCAGGUUCUUGAUCUCACUUACUUCUCUUGGCAUACCAUCCCUUCAAUGCCUUGUAAAGACAAGGUGUGUCCCCAUGGAUUCAGAUGCAUUUCGAUUCCCCGAGAGGGGACUCUCUUUGUUUGUGGGGGUAUGGUCUCUGAUGUAGAUUGUCCCCUUGACUUGGUCCUCAAGUACGAAAUGCAGAAAAACCGUUGGACUGUAAUGAGUCGGAUGAUCACUGCUAGGUCUUUUUUCGCAAGUGGGGUGAUUAAUGGUAAAAUUUAUGUUGCUGGAGGAAACAGUGCAGAUCUUUUUGAGUUGAACUCAGCUGAGGUUUUGGAUCCCAUGAAAGGAAGUUGGCAAUCCAUUGCUAACAUGGGAGCAAAUAUGGCCUCUUAUGAUGCUGCAGUUCUCAAUGGGAAGCUUCUUGUUACAGAAGGCUGGUUGUGGCCUUUCUAUGUCUCUCCUCGAGGUCAGGUUUACGAUCCCAGAACUGAUCAUUGGGAAAGUAUGGCUGUUGGACUAAGGGAAGGAUGGACAGGUUCAAGUGUGGUGGUUUAUGGACACUUGUUUGUAGUCUCGGAACUCGAAAGAAUGAAAGUUAAGGUUUAUGAUUUAGAUACUGAUUCUUGGGAGCCUAUUGAAGGACCUCCAUUGCCAGAACAGAUUUGUAAACCUUUUGCUGUAAACGCCUGCGAUUGCAAGAUCUAUGUCGUUGGUCGGAACCUUCAUGUUGCUGUGGGACACAUCUCCAAACUUAACCAAAAGAGCAGCUCUGAGAAGUGGAACUUUGGUGUACAAUGGCAUGUGGUUGAUGCACCUGAUUGUUUCUCUGACUUGACACCCUCAAGUUCUCAGAUUCUGUUUGCUUAGUAGAUAUUUCAUUUCAAUUUUCCUUUUCAUAUUGUGAUAUAAAUAUAUAUCUGAUCUUAAAUAAGCUGUAAUUAUACGAGAUAGUUCAUGUUGUAGAGUGCUUAAUGGUUGUGUGAAAGUUCUUUUGGUGGUUAUAAUGCACUUAUUAUAAAUUACUCUUGCUAUUUUCUCAAA
Messenger RNA from Humulus lupulus (European hop), 2113 nucleotides. Its product is annotated as F-box/kelch-repeat protein At1g30090. Gene Ontology annotation, molecular function: protein binding. Lineage: Eukaryota; Viridiplantae; Streptophyta; Magnoliopsida; Rosales; Cannabaceae. The transcript has a single exon. The record is from RefSeq and is a predicted model, not a curated record. Bases 725 to 1939 code for a protein of 404 amino acids.